Molecule: messenger RNA, 1498 nt
Organism: Morus notabilis
Lineage: Eukaryota; Viridiplantae; Streptophyta; Magnoliopsida; Rosales; Moraceae
Product: UDP-arabinopyranose mutase 3
Exons: 4
Coding region: 59-1147 (362 amino acids)
Biological process (GO): plant-type cell wall biogenesis; UDP-L-arabinose metabolic process
Cellular component (GO): cytosol; Golgi apparatus
Molecular function (GO): UDP-arabinopyranose mutase activity
Source: RefSeq, a predicted model, not a curated record
CCCGCUUUCCAAUUCCAAAUUUCCCCUUCUCUCUCUUCCUCUGCUUCGCUUCUCAGGAAUGGCGGAAGCUUCAGUCAAGCCGACUCCGGUCCUGAAAGACGAGCUGGACAUCGUGAUCCCGACGAUCCGAAGCCUUGAUUUCCUCGAGAUGUGGCGGCCGUUUUUCCAGCCCUACCAUCUCAUCAUCGUCCAGGACGGCGAUCCCUCGAAGACGAUCAAGGUCCCCGACGGCUUCGACUACGAGCUCUACAACCGAAACGACAUCAACCGGAUUCUCGGCCCCAAGGCCUCCUGCAUUUCCUUCAAGGACUCCGCUUGUCGCUGCUUCGGCUACAUGGUCUCCAAGAAGAAGUACAUCUUCACCAUUGACGACGAUUGCUUCGUUGCGAAAAACCCAUCUGGGAAAGAGAUCAAUGCGCUUGAGCAGCAUAUAAAGAAUCUGCUGAGCCCAUCAACGCCGUUGUUUUUCAAUACUCUUUAUGAUCCGUAUAGAGACGGUGCAGAUUUUGUCCGUGGAUAUCCUUUCAGUCUCCGGGAGGGUGUCCAUACCGCAGUUUCUCAUGGCCUCUGGCUCAACAUUCCUGACUAUGACGCCCCUACUCAACUCGUCAAGCCUUUGGAGAGGAACUCCAGGUAUGUUGAUGCAGUUCUCACAAUCCCCAAAGGAACCCUGUUCCCCAUGUGUGGGAUGAAUCUUGCAUUCGAUAGGGAACUUAUUGGACCAGCAAUGUACUUUGGUCUCAUGGGUGAUGGUCAGCCAAUUGGACGUUACGAUGAUAUGUGGGCUGGCUGGUGCGUGAAGGUGAUAUGUGACCAUUUGGGAUAUGGAGUCAAGACUGGUCUACCCUACAUAUGGCACAGCAAAGCCAGCAAUCCCUUCGUGAACCUUAAGAAGGAGUACAAUGGCAUCUUCUGGCAAGAAGAGGCAAUUCCGUUCUUUCAAUCUGUUAUGCUUCCGAAGGAGUGCACUACCGUACAACAAUGCUACAUUGAGCUCUCCAAGCAAGUCAAGGAGAAGCUUGGCAAGGUUGAUCCCUACUUCAAUAAGCUAGCAGAAGCCAUGGUGACCUGGAUUGAGGCUUGGGAUGAGCUUAACUCUGCUGAGGGAAGCACAGGAAAGUUACCGGCUAAAGGCGCUGCGAUGUGAAUGUCUCAUUGACGAUAUGAUUCCUUUAUAAAGCACUAGUUGGCAGUUGCUUUUUUUUUUUUCCCUAACUUAUCCUGUUAUUGUUAUUGGCAGUGUUAUCAUCAUUAUUUACUUUAAUUUCAAUACAAUUUUCCCGUUUGGUGGACCUAUAGAGCUUUUCGUUGUUCUUUAAAAGAACGCCGUACUCUGAGAUAUCACUAUGAAAUAACUAUCAAUCUCGUAUAUUUUGCUACUCUAUUGUAACUUUUUUGUAGUAGGGCAAUAUUAUACCACAUGUUUUUGAAUAGGAUUUAAUCAAAGUUGAGCAUAAAAGUAUGCAAAACUGGUAGAAUUGACAGAUUUGUGAGUGUA